Molecule: messenger RNA, 1382 nt
Organism: Nezara viridula (southern green stink bug)
Lineage: Eukaryota; Metazoa; Arthropoda; Insecta; Hemiptera; Pentatomidae
Source: the annotation of a GenBank genome assembly
UUUUAAUGAUUGCGCUUACUCAACCAUAUGUUAGACAACUAUGUUGUGAUAAGACUAUGUUUUAUUUCAUAAUAUUUUGUUAUCGUUUAAGUAGAUGACGUAAGGGAGUUUAGUUAAUGAAGCAAAAUUUCAGAAAUAGUCAACAGCCCUUAUAUGAUUUCUGGUCAUGAAAUGGCCAUACCUACGCAUCCUCAUGAUAUUGAUUUUAGCAUGGUUUUCAGAAGCGAAACAGCAGAAAAAAAAUCUGGAGAAAGUCCUUCAUGAAGUUAUCGCUUCCUUGCUACUGGACGAGACUUUAGAUCGGCAUCCAAGAAGUAACGAUACGCUUAGCACGCAUGCGUCCAGCACCCAAUCAACUAAAACAACAAUAUAUAACUACUGGCUCUUGCCUUCCAACUAUGUAUCAAUGACACCAACCAAAAUGACGACAGAGGGCCUCAACUACUGGCUGGAUCGGAUGCCUCCGUCGGGUCCUGUCUUAUCUGGCAUCGAGAAACUCAAGGACCAAAUAAGAUUCCAAGCCCUAGUAAAGAAAACUAACUCAGAGUUCAUAGCCUUCUUAAACAAACUAAUCGAAGACAAGAAAAUUGAACUGAACGAAGAAGAUAAGGAAAUACAGGACGAGUAUGCUGAGCUAAACAGGACGAGGGAAGCACUAUUCCGCGCCUAUAAUAGGCAGCUCCCAGACAAAAAAAUAGAAGAGCUUCGAAGGAAACUUACGGAGAAAGCUUUGCAGUAUAAGGAGUUGAUGUCCAUGCACAGGCUGAGGCGGUUGACCAGGGGCAUCCACCUGGACGCUCCGUGGAUCGACAUCAACUACCCUGGAGGGGCCAUCCAUGAGUCUCUUCGAGAAAAGAAGUCGAGGAACGAGUUUUACGAGAGUGACAUGGACGGUGUGCCUGAUGAAGUUUCAUCAGUCGUCAGUAGCAAAGCACACCUGCGCAAUGAUGUCCGUGUCAUUAAGAGAGUUCAUGGGGCUCGUUAUAAAGGUAACACAAAACGAACACCAAAUGCCUCAACGAUGUCAGUGAGCGAGAUACUUUGGAAGUCUCUGGGCAAAUACCUCCCGUUUAGUGGGAGAAAUAUAGCGAAUUUUGCUGCGUCUAUACCUUUGGAAUUCCAGUACAGAGUAGGUAAAGACGUCGCACAGAUAACUUUUACUGCCGGUGACUCGAAAGAUUCUACGACGCAAUCCUUGGACGGUUCGAAGAAUACAUGAAUCUCUAACAAGGCUCCUAGGUCGUGUCCAAGUUGUCCAUCCAUUUCCGACAGGUCAACAGGAUCUCCGCAGUUGGUUCUCCUGUACAGAGAUUGCAUGCAGUAAAGUAAAAAUGGAGGAGAUAAUAUUGCGCAUUUUAAUAAUAAAUUAUUCUUAACCCGUA